Molecule: messenger RNA, 2139 nt
Organism: Sclerotinia borealis F-4128
Lineage: Eukaryota; Fungi; Ascomycota; Leotiomycetes; Helotiales; Sclerotiniaceae
Source: the annotation of a GenBank genome assembly
AUGGCCUCGGAGCAAGAAACAAUUUCCGCGACCACAGCAGUCCUUACCGCGAAGUUAUCAGACCCCGCCACUAAAUCUUCUCUUACAACUACAAAGUACCCCGAAUCCGAUAAUACCAGAGCAAAGACUUUGAAACGAAGUCGGCCGGACCAAACACAAUCUCCCACAAAUCUUGCAUCAAUCGCGAACGCGGGGCUGGUUGUUUCGCCCGCAAAAGCACCGCGAUUCGGCGGCACAUUCUCUCCCGCAUUUCCUGUUGUACCGCUCACUGGGGCAGUGGCCUUCGAAGACGAACGACGGGAAAGAGAAGAAGCCCAAAAAAACCAAACCAGUGCCAUGAACAAGAAUCCUGGUCAUGAGGCUAUCACGUCUCUUUUAGCCGGAGGAGGAGUUGGCAUGAGUAAAGCGCACGACGCUCCGGUCGCUACAGCUACUAUGAGCGAGGGAUUGGCCGUAGCUGUUAAUGCACUAACGAUACCAACGACUGUGCCAUUUGAUGAAAGGUCCGAAACUAGCCCAGCGAGCGUGACAAGUCUUGCAAGCUUGGGUAGUACAGCACAAACUGCAACUGCGAGUCCUACAAUUGUCGCGAGUCCAGCUACUAUGACGAAUGCUUUAGAAUCCGAGAAUCGAGAUACGCGAUCAGGUCUCAGCCAACUUCAAGCUGCCAUGGAUGAGCACCCACCGCAUAAGUCAAUGUCAUACCCAGGCAACCUGGGACAAUUAGAUCCAUCGCAGUAUCCCACACGAGGGAUGAGCUUGCCUAUGCCUUAUCAAAACCUGCAACUUGCGCCAAGGUCACCUUCUCAAAAGAAACAUAAAUGCCCUUAUUGCGAGACCGAGUUUACUCGGCACCAUAAUCUGAAAAGUCAUCUCCUAACACAUAGUCAAGAAAAACCUUACGUGUGCCAGACCUGUCAAAUGAGGUUCCGUAGGUUACACGACUUGAAGCGCCACAUGAAACUACACACAGGAGAGCGCCCUCAUAUUUGCCCAAAAUGCGAUCGAAAGUUCGCGCGCGGAGAUGCACUUGCCCGUCAUAGCAAAGGCCUCGGCGGUUGCGCCGGAAGGAGGGCGAGUAUGGGAAGCUUUGGCGGGGACGACGAUUUUGAUGGUUCUCAUGUAGGAGAAGCCGAUGAGAGUGGAAUGGAUGGAAUCAUGUAUACGAAUGGUAAUCCCCAUCCCAACGAAGUAGAAAUGUCCGAGGAAGAUGGCCGACGGUUUAGUCUGCCCAGUAUCAAAGCACAGCAUGUAGCCGGUAAUGCUGGUAGCCAGGAUAGUUACAAUUCACACUCGCGCACUCCAAGCACCUAUCCUCCUGCCGGUCCAAGAUCGAAUCCUCCCACCGGACUUUAUCCUCCGGGUACGGAUCGUGUGGGUUCUUCUAGUUCGGCUACAUCACCUAAUAUGCAGAACAGUGCUAUUGGCGUCCACACGCCGAAUAACAGCUUAUCAAUGCCACUCAAUACAAGUGGCUCAAUGUUCUCCCAAAGUGGUAUGACCGAAAGUCCCAAACCACUCAGUCCAGCUGGUAUGCAUUCGCACCAGCUUGGUCAUGACUCCGCCUCAAUCACUAGACAACGAUCACCUAGUUUGACCACUCAGUUUCAGCAACAACAUUUCGGCCGUCAUCAAUCUGGAAGGAGCCCACCGCCUGGAAUGUCUUUACCGUCGCCACACAGCGCACAGGGGCCGAAACUUCCAGCUCUUACUGGUUUAGCCCCUCCCGAUACGAGAUUUACUUUGAACAGUCAAUUAUCCAACCAACAGAGCCCAGGGAAUGGUCAGCAAGGCUCUCAACAGCAGCAAUUAAUACAGCAGUCCACAUCUCCUACUUCCCUGUUUCAACCUUCCAAUUCCCUUCAAAAUCGAGGUCCACCAAGCCAUCAAGGCAGUGGUGAUAAUAGUAACAAUUUGUUUGCCUCUGGCGCCUCGGGCGUUUGGGCGUACGUUAAUACAAUGGAGGAGAAGCUCAAGCUGUUUUCUGAUAAAGUACUCGCCAUGGAAGCUAAGGAUAAAAACCAAGAAGAUAAGAUCAAGGCACAGGAUGAGAAGGUGAAUCAAUUGUCAGAAGAGCUUGUUUCUCUUCGUAGACAACUAAGUUCUCAAAAUCAAAGUCAGCAACCGAGGACAUCGUAA